Messenger RNA from Prosopis cineraria, 1299 nucleotides. RefSeq names its product exosome complex component RRP4 homolog. The transcript is spliced from 7 exons. Gene Ontology annotation, molecular function: RNA binding. Lineage: Eukaryota; Viridiplantae; Streptophyta; Magnoliopsida; Fabales; Fabaceae. The record is from RefSeq and is a predicted model, not a curated record. Gene Ontology annotation, cellular component: nuclear exosome (RNase complex); cytoplasmic exosome (RNase complex). Gene Ontology annotation, biological process: U4 snRNA 3'-end processing; nuclear polyadenylation-dependent rRNA catabolic process; exonucleolytic trimming to generate mature 3'-end of 5.8S rRNA from tricistronic rRNA transcript (SSU-rRNA, 5.8S rRNA, LSU-rRNA). The coding region runs from base 142 to 1083 and encodes 313 amino acids.
UUCAAUGGCGGGUGCGAACUGCGAUGGCCAGAUUGAAGGUGAAAUAUCAGGGUUUAGGGUUUUAACUUCGUUAGACUGUCCCUUGGCCCGUAGGUCCUGGUGCAAGGUUAGCUUUGCGUUCUUCCAAUUUUGUGAAGGGAGAUGAGAGGGUUACAGCUACCGUUGAGCCAAACUCAGAAGGUUCGAUUGCAGAAAGCUCUGCAACAGCUCGAGUCUCUAUCUUCCAAGGUCAAUUCUGAUGCUUCUGUCACCAUAGCUGAUUCCAUAUCGGUUAACCACGAAGAUGGCUUUCUCAAGGGACAUGGUACCACUGACCUCAAAGGCGAAGUUGUUGCCACUGUAUGCGGCGUGGUCGAGCGCGUUAACAAGCUUGUGUAUGUCCGCGCAUUACGCUCCAGGUACAAACCUGAGGUUGGAGACAUUGUGGUAGGGCGUGUUAUUGAGGUUUCCCAAAAGCGUUGGAAAUUGGAGAUAAAUUACAGUCAAGAUGCCACUUUGAUGCUUUCUUCUAUGAAUUUGCCUGAUGGCAUCCAGAGACGACGGACUGCUCUGGAUGAACUCAACAUGCGUAGUAUUUUUGAAGAGAAUGAUGUUGUUUGUGCUGAAGUUCGUGGUUUCCAGCAUGAUGGUUUACACCUUCAAGCAAGAAGUCAGAAAUAUGGGAAACUUAAGAGAGGUCAACUGCUUACUGUCACUCCUUACUUAGUGAAGAAGCAGAAGCAGCAUAUCCAUCAUAUAGAGCAGUAUGGCAUUGAUUUGAUACUUGGUUGUAAUGGAUUCAUAUGGGUGGGGGAACACGUUGAAGCCAAAGACGAUAUGAUAGACGAUCAAGCGAACCAAUCUGAAGGGCAGGAGCAAAAUUUUACGGCAUUAGAGACAAGAAAAUACAUAUGCAGGACUGCUAAUGCUGUUAGAGUAUUAUCCAAUUUGGGGUUCAAUAUGACUUUGGAAAUUAUCAAGGAAACGGUUAAUCUCAGCCUUUCUUUGAAUCUUGAUAUGCAUGAAAUGCUGGGUUAUGAGUUCUGUGUUCUGGUUGCUGAAAAAGAGGCUGAAAGGAGAAGCUCAAUUAAAAAGAAGCGAUAGAUUGUGGCCUUAUUUUAUCUGGGAAUUUUGUAGCUGUGUGUGUGACUUUUUGGGUGAGAUUUUUUAUUCAUAGGGAACAUUUGGUUACAUCCAUUUCCUAUGGUGGCAAGUUUCAGGUUAGGAAUUCUAACCCUAGUGUUUGGAUAUAAUCAUAUCAUAUAGAGAGAUGGUAGACAUGGUUGGAUAUGAGAAUUUUACCAUUUGUUUGCUACACAA